Molecule: messenger RNA, 12150 nt
Organism: Columba livia (rock pigeon)
Lineage: Eukaryota; Metazoa; Chordata; Aves; Columbiformes; Columbidae
Gene: PDE7A
Product: phosphodiesterase 7A
Exons: 14
Coding region: 8775-10184 (469 amino acids)
Molecular function (GO): 3',5'-cyclic-AMP phosphodiesterase activity
Source: RefSeq, a predicted model, not a curated record
UUUUCCUACUAGCUUUCCACCUUUUUUCCUAUGUCAAUGUGUCAGCUGUAAAGUGUAUGAAAAAUAUAUUAAUCUAUUAAUAGAAUGCUUUCUUUACAUAUGCCUGUUUCCGUACCUCCUUUCAUGCUUCCCCUUAAUAGGGAAUUGCAGUCGCAUGGCAUUUUUCGCUUGGUAUUUUUUUGGUAAUAAUUUUGAGCUUGUAAUUAUUCUGUUCCUUUGUCAGCUUUUUCUUAGUACUGAUACUUAUUUUUUUUUAAACAAACCUCUUUCUUUGUAUGAAAAAACCCAACAACAAAAAACAACCCACAAACAACCUCUGUAAUGGAAGGCCGAACCUUUUCAGUGGACUAUUUCAGUCUCAAACACAGUAGUCUUUUUCAGUUUAACACCUGCAGGCAUAAGCCACAACACUACUGAAAAGCUGUUACUGGGUCAGCUUUAUCUAUGAUGAGAUGCUGAAAUAAAUAGAUGGGGUUUUUGAUGAACAUGCUAACAGAAUAUUAAUGUGAGGCAGUAACUGCACGUUGUACAAAUGUGUAAAUGCCUAUAAAAUCAGUCUUGCAUGAAAAUAGCUUUAUUAAACUUCAUUAGCGAGUUUUUAAAGCAUUCCCUAUAAGAAAUUUGCAUCUGCUGCAGGUCAGAGGAGAGUUUGAAAGUAUCUAAAACAGGGUUGUAUCAGUAGGUCAAUAAAAUAAGAUAUGGGAAGCUGGCAAUAAUAUAUUGCAGGCUGGAAAGUGAGGGAGGGAGGGUGUUGCAGUGACAGAGGUUGAGCCGUGGUAUUUGGAAGGCUGGGGUUUGCAGCUCACCUGCUACUUACAGCCUAAGUUUAGGCAGUUCAGCUCAAAUUGGUCUGCUUAACCAGUUCAUUUGAAACUGGUCAGCUUAACCUUAAUGGGCGUAGGUUUAAUUAGUUCUUGGGAAAACUCAUGGAAGACUACAGGCAUUUUUGAGUAUGGUGCAUAAGCAAGUUCUAAAAUGUUUAGUGCAGGCAAGUAUCCUGCUGAAAUUUCUCUGGAAAGAAGGUUGUAGCAGAAAUUGUAACUCUGAUUAGUUUUUGUUUGGAAGCUUGAAAUGUUCCAUUUUUGAGGGGAAAGAACUUAAAUGUAGUUGGCCAACGUAACUUCUCUUGCCUUUUCUUUGUAUUUCAGAUACUGCGCGUUGCUUCCUAGUUGUGUGCUUUGCUUUUUUUGUGAAAUGCUUAGGCACAGCCAAUAUGAUCUUUCUUUGGAUCUCUUUAAGCUUAAUAAACUUUGUGAUGACUAUUUAAGUUAAUUAUUAUUUUCGUUUGUAAUGCCAUCGUAUUAUUAAAAAAAUACUAUAUUGAUUUGUGGAUUUGACAGCAGAUGGUGUAACCACUUUCUGUGUUUGUCCUGUGUAGUCAUUCAGUUAUUUUAAUGGAAAUGAUCACAGAAUAGGAAAAUAACAGCUAGGCUUGAUUUAUUUCAGAUGUUCUAUGCCAUUUCUGCUUAAUGUAUUAAUGUGAAACCUCCAGCUUUCCCCUUGAAUUUUAAUCUUUUUUUGAAAACGUCAUAUUUUCAUGGGUUUAUGUGAUGGCUAGCAAGGAACCAGAAACAAAGAGAUGAUUUUAUUACUGCCUUUUUAAUGGUUAACAUAUUUUUGGAACUUUAGCAUGUUCCUGUGGGCCUAGGGAAAUCCUGAAAUGUGUGUGGGUUUCUUUUUUUUCUUCUUAUCUCUCCCCCCUUUCCCCCCCGUGGGAAAUAUUUUUUUAGUAAGAUUUGAAAAUCAUAUCUAAAAUCCUUGCAUAAAUACCUGCUUGUAAUAAAUGGAAGCUGUGUUGCCUAGAGUCUCAAUAGAUGUCAAUGUUUUAAUUUUGUGUAAACUACUAUUUAAAUACUUACUACAAAGUGAAUGGAAGUGUGCAUGAGAAGUUUAAAAGUAUCUUUUAGCAGUGCUGGACUAGCAAAAACACAUUAGUCUAUAACCAGGUGGGCAGAUAUUCCUGAGGCUUACAGGGAGGUUUGAGCCCUCAUAGAUAUGGGAGAUUACCCAUCACUUGGGCGCCAAACAGAACCACUUAGGGUUUUUUUUACUCAAUCUAUUAAUUUGAUUGCUUUUCAUGUCUGAAUGAGAGAGAAGCCAGGGAGCAAGUCAAAAAGCAGCAGUUCACACUGUACCUUGACCCCAUGCCUUUUACCUUUCCUUCAUUGCACUGCAUUGCUCUCCCCUUCGGGUUCAUGAGCUAGACAGGCACAUCAGUGGAAAUUCAUAUUAAUACACACAACUGCCCUCUGGGGAGGCCCUGGUUGCUUCCCCUUUCCCACACACACACGCUUCUGGGAGCCACAGAACUGCAGAAAGGAGCCAGUAAUGUUCACAUAUGAACAAAAGUUAUUGGAGAAGCUUCUCUCCAGAGAAAAAAGCUUAGACCUUGAAUUCAGAGGACAAACUUCUUGUCAUUUGCAUCUUCUGUAGAUAAUUUAUGAAGAAUUAUAACAUACAACUACUGUGACUUAAAUUUCUGUAAUUUUGAGCGUUGUGAUGUGUUGACAGUUUCGUGAUGUUGUCCUUCUGUGAGAAUGUAACCUCAGUAUUUUUUAUUUCAGUUUCCAGUUAAAUAUAAGGCAGACAGUAAGAUAGGCUUUCACUGUUCAAAGGAUGUGCUUUAGAAGUAGAACAUAAAUGUUUUAUUAUGAAGUCUAAAACAUUGGUAGCUUUUCUUAUCAUGUAUUAGUGUUAAUCUGUUUUGACUUACAUAGCCAGGUUACUUCCAAUAUGUGAAGUAUGUGGGAACUGAAAUUACUUUUUCUUUGCUUCCAAUAUACCAUUCUUUGUUAAAGGUAUGUUUAAUAAUGAAACACGGUAACUCAGAGCAGCUAAAACUCAGUUUAUUGCAUCUCACCUUAAGAACAGUUCGUCUUCAGAGAAUGGGUUGCAGUCUGAGGUUGCAGUGGUACAUUGUCUUGUAACAGUGGUACCAUUUUUUAACUCUUUGAAGUCACAGAUGUAGGCUUUCGUAUUGAAGUCUAAAGCUGGUCGAGUUUCUUGCUGUGCUGCAGACCUUUUGUGCAUGAGCAAUGACAGUGUCUGCAAACAGGUCUGGACAAAUAUAAGCCCUAGCUGAGCAUCUGUAUGACCACACUAAAAUGGUUUUCUGUCUAAGCGUAAUAAGUGUCACUAUGUCCAAAACACAGUUGAAAAAUGUGUGUAGACUGUCAUCUUAACUUCUAUUACUUUUUAUUUUGUUUGUUUCUUUAAAGAGGAUUUGGUAAAAAUGGAGUAUAGCUUUGUGCCAGCAUCUCUUCUCUGGAGACAAGCAGAAAUCUAAGCUCUGUGGAUUUAAACAAAGCUGUAAAAUGCAAUUGUAAGUAAGCAGUCUCAGAAAAAUAGCUGAACAAAAUGAGAAUGAAUAUUAUACUGUAGAACUUCAGGUCUUUGGCUAAAUACAUUUUUGUAAGAACAAAGUUUUUAUGGUACAAACUGGCACAGUGACAAACGAUCUAGUUUAGAUCCUUUAAAUAUAUAAUGGUAUGUUCUUUACUAUUAGGUAAAACAAAUCAUCAGAAGAUUAACUAAAGCUCAUUAUAUGACAGAGGCACAGAGAGUAUUCUAAUUUCUAGAAAGAAGUAAUCUGUUUCUAGGUGUUUAAUCUAUACAAGGAAAUUAAAAAUGCAUUUUUGUCCAUCCCUCAACUAAGAUAUCUGCAUUUUUGCCAAAUAAUUUUUCCAGUGCUAUAUGGCCAUUUCUGUUACAUGAGCAUGAUAUUAAGCAAAUAAGACAAAAGGUUAAGAACAGCCAUCAGAAAAUUGCAAUGUUUAAAGUGUGCUUGCUUUGGCAAAGAUUUACAUGAUUGUUUCUAAAAUAUAGCAUACCUCUCACUCCUUUUGGAGUUGCAGUGUGUAUAGGAUGAUCCUGAUAGUUUUCUAUUGCAACACUAGAGUGGCUGAUGAAUGAGUUGUGCUAUAGAAAUGCAGGGUUGUUGGCUUCUUUUCAUUUGCUGAGAUUAGAUGUUGUAGUUUUAAUGAGGAGGGGGGGUUCUUUCUUUUUCUAUCUUAUGGAAGAGUGAAAUUGAAGAUGUAUAAAAAUGAGAAGUGCUCUCUAAGAAAAAAGGUAAAUUCUGCUUUUUGGAUUUGUAUUUGUCCUUGGCUUUGAAGUUUGUGUUCUGGAAUUCUAACCCCCAGAUGUAAGAUCAGCCAGUCUUCUGAGUUUAGUUGCGACAAACUGGCUAGUAGCAAUGAUUUAUAUGUAGUAAAGAAGGUGAAUUUUGCUAACGUUCUUCAGCUUUUCCUGUUUGCUUAUUGCUUACUAGCUGAUAGAAAGCUUAAUUAAUAAACAGCUAGAAUAUUUGGAAACUUGUAUCUUGAUGCAACAUAGGCUAUGUGGCAAAUGCUUUAAAUAAGAAGCUGAUUUGGAAGUCAAAUGCUUAGAUAACAUUUUUAAUUAAAAUACAAACGGAAGUAGCACUUGUAAAAGUUGGUCACUGUUUAUACACUGUGAAAUUCUAAAAGGUCUGUUCUCAGUAUCUGUAAAAAUAAUGGUGUAUUUUUCUGUUUUCUGUGAGUGCAGUGUUUCGUGGUUGGGUGGUGCUGCAGUGAUAGCUACCUGCAUUUGUUAUAAAAAUACUUGUCAUAUAUUACCAUUUAAUAAUUCUUUGCAGAGAAGUCUGCCGGAGAGAGAGAUUGUAUGUAAUAGGUAAUGAGACAGGGAGAAAAGCGAAGAAAAGAUGGAAAUGAGUUUAGAGCUGUGGUGUGUGUGGUGGGUUGUGUUUUUUGAUUCCUUCCCCCUCGCCCCCCUCUCCACUGUGUGCUGAUGAAUUGGCAAGUGAUAGGCUAAUUCCUCAGCUGUCUUUACAUGCUGUUAAUACGAAUAUGGUGAAGUUCCGUGGCUGGUCCAUGACAAGUACUAUGCCAGUCAGGAAUGUGUCCUAGAAACCAGUGUACCACAAGCACGGUUCUGUGCCUGUUCUGGGAGGGGGUGUUUGAAGGGCAAAGGAGACCACACAGAGAUCUCAUUUCUGGGCCAAGUGCACAAAUGCACAUGUGUGAAAUCAGGUCGUUGUGGAGAGCAGGAGUGAUGAGCAGUGGGCCUCAGACUUCUGCAUAAAAACUAAUGUGGUGAUAGACAUCUGUGAAGCCCUGCUGCAUUUAAACAGGAGCAUCACGUGAGACCAAAUAACGUCUGUGAAAUAUGGUGCUGUUGCUUCAGCUCUGGAUUUCCUGAAAGUGUUACUGAAAUGUUUUUUGGGAGGAGCAUUUAAAGACACUUCUGAAGAUAUGGUAGCUACUGAGGUUUGUGAGGCAAUGCUGAGUAAUUCUUCAGGAUUGCUGAAUUUUAUUAAAAAAAAAAAAAUUGUAACAGAUAGGUAUUUAGAAAUAUACAACUAAAACUGGGAUCCUGUACUUGAUACUUUGAAUAACAGAGUAUGCUAGUAGGAAAUAAUGGGUUUCCAGGUGGACCCUUGGAGACCUCUAAGACUGUAUAUGAAAUAAUUAGAUCCUUGCAAAUCACUAUGGAAUGUUAAUGGGGAACUACUUUGAAUCGGUAAGAGCUGGUCCAAUGUGAUGCCAGUUUCACAAUGAGAGCGAACUGGUAUCUUUAGAAAAUUCCUAGUGGAAUCUUUGUAACAACUGUUGCAAGAUCCCAGGUGCUUUCUGCUGUAUUGAUAAUGAAUUCUUGUUCUGUGAGGAAUGACACAGAAAUAAUUCCUCAGUAAAUGCAAAAAUUAUAGCAAAAUGUGUCUUUGCUUGGGUGCAUCAACAAUGUCAUGUCGUUAAAUUUACAUAGGAGUCAUUUGGAUAUUUAUGUUUGGAAAUGGUAAGAGACAGCAGUUGCCCUUGUACAUUUGAGCUGAUGGCAAGCACAGGAACUAGGCAAUGACUUCUAAUGCUAUAUUUGAGUGUUAAGUACUGGAAACCUUGUCUUAUCAAACAUAGUGCCUCUGCAUGCAUUGAGAAAAUGAAUUUAAAAAAAACCCUGAAAUAGAAUCUGCUAAAAAGCAGGGAAGAAAAAGAGAAGAAAGAAAACAAAGCAGCAAUGGGAACUUCCAUAAUUUUUAAAAGACAAAAAAUGCAAUAUAAGAUAGCUGUUCUUUCUGGUGUGCUCCUUCAUUUCAAGAUGAACCUGAGAACAAUGUUCACAGACCAAGGGUCACUGAUUGCAUUCCCAGAACUUACAUAGAUAGUGUACUAUCACAGAGCGAGUUUAGUACUAUCUUAAGUCUUCUACCUGGGGCUUUACCAUACUUGCUAAUGACCUUGAAUAAUUUCCAUCUUAUGCUUGUAAGACAUCAUUGAUUUCACCUUCACCUUAGAAUUGUUAAUGGGGUUAUUUACAGCAGUACUUUCCCCAAAAGAGGUACUUUAUUUUCUUUGUUGAUUUCUGAUACAAACUAAUGCACUUCUUGCUUUUCCUUUGUCUACGAAUUCGGAAUCCUGUUUCUGAAACAGUCUUUGUUUCCAAGUUGUAGUUAAAACAAAUAAUGCUGCAGUGAUGCGUAACAGAUGGGCAAAUAUUUUUAUUUCUGUGUUCCGGUAUUAAACUUAUGCAGGAGACAAUAGUUUUAAGAAAAACUUCCAGUAAGAUUAAGCUAAUUAAUUAAACCACUUACAGUUGGAAGACAAAAGAGGAAGGUGUGAUUACUUUAUAUUGCUGUGUUUCCUAUGGUAAUGUUGUGUUUCCGAUAUCGAUGGAAGAAAGGCUUGCUCCAUACAGCUGGGAUAAGACCAUCCACACACUCCAAGAACAUCUUCAUGUGUUUUGAGACACGAAAACAGAGAAGACUGAUUGGGGAUUAAAAACAGUGGUGACAGAGAGAAAUGUUUGACCUUUCAAAGAUCUUAAAGCUAUACUUGUUUUAUUUGGAGGAGAGUUCAAUCUUAGAAGCAAAUCACCUCAUUGUCACUGUUUAUUGUGACCAUUUGUUUGUUUUCCAGAGUGGUUUCAGUAUGUGCUAACCAGUUUCCUUUCAAAAGAGACCGAGCCAUUCCACUCCUUGUGUGACCAAGUGUGCUCUGAUCCUAAAUAGGGUCAUAGAGGUUUGACCGAUUAUCGACUAUUUUUGGCAGCUUUGAACCUACUGUGGUAGAAUCCAGUUUGGGAAGUCUGAGUAAAUGUGGCCUGCAAAAAAACCCCUCUCUUGGGCUUCAUAUAGUAUAGGUGUAAAGACCUCAGCAGCAGCUGUGUUUUGAUCUGCUCCAGUUGUGCCAAAUUGUUAAUGCAGAUAUGGCAUAAAUACCAUUUAUUUAUUUUUAAGGAAGAUCAGACUGAUGAUGACUAAUUGUCAGGGUGUCUUAACCUUGUCAAGUGUUUGGAGAUUGUAAUGUUUUUACAUCUACCUCUGUGACAGUUUGUAUUUUGGGUGGAACUUGACAGACCUUUAGAUAAGUGCUGUAUUUAUUAAGUGAGGUACCUAAAGCUCCAUUUGAAUGUUCUUGCCUAUGGUUUCGAUCUGACUGAUUUUCAGGGGCAUGAGGAGGGAACAGAAGAUACAUGUUUGCAAUGUAGUGGUGCUGUAGGAAUCUACAGCUUGGUGUCAAGAUCAUGAUUAUGGUUUAAAAGCCAGCACAAAUAUUGGGAAUUGUAAUAUAAAACAACAAGGAGCCCUUUCUCAGUUGCUGAGUCUUCUCCUUUGUUCAGUACACAUCCACUGUGGCACGUGUCCCCUUUUUGUCUGCAUGGGAGGAAAUUCACCAUCUUAGUGUUGAAGUUACUCCAUUGCUAAUCUGUGCUAACUUUUGUAUUUUGUGUGCAUAUUGGAAUUUGCAAUAUGAUCUUAUAAUAAAGUAAUUAUAGGAAGAGCAGAAUUUUAAUGUAAUUUACCUUUAAUUAUUCCACUUCAUCUUUUUAAACUCAUCAGUAUCCCACACUGUUCCUUCCCCCCCUCCCCGUAGCUGCUGCCUUUUUUUUUUUCCUGAACCAGUUCAGGUUUCUUUGUAUUUCUGAGAUGAAACAUUUUGUUGGCUUAAAGUGACUCUCAGAGCUGCCCCAAGUAUGUAGGACCUCUUGGCUGCAUAAUCAGUGCUCUUAGAGGAAGAGGGAGAGGGGGAUUGUAGGGAAGUUCAACCCUUGGAGGAUUAAACCAAAGCAAUUUGCCAGUUCAGGCAUGAGUGUGUGUAGCUGGAAAGGCAGUAUGAAGGAUGGCUUGGUAUUCAGUGGACAAAAGAAGAGAUUAGAGAAACAUAAUCGGUGUCAGUGGUUGCAUAUGUUUAGUGCAUUGAAUUUUUUCAUUAAUAUUGUUUAUGGGAAGUUGCUGUGAAAAAAACCUUGAAAUAUGUUUUGAAGUUCAGUUCAUAGCAGUUUUCCAGGUCUCAAAGGUGAAAGGAACUUGUGAAUACGGACUAUGGGUAAAUAUGCUGGAAAGAGGCUCCUCAUAGCCUUUAGAGGCAAGGCAGUAUCCUGAGUUAGCUCAGGUGCCUUGAGUACUGGAGUGUGAUCCUGCAGCCUAGCAAGCUUUGCUGCAUUAAAAUACAUGCUAUAAAAGCACAUAAUCGUGGUUUUUCAUUUCCUUUAGCAUUUCUGCAGGGUUUAGUAAGGUUUGGCUAUUGGCCGUGUCCUCUGAUUGUAAAACUUUCUCGUUGGGUCGGGAGUUGGCAGUGAGGGGUACGGGGCAGCGCAGCUCACGCAGGGCACAUAGCUGGGCUGUCAGGUGAUGGGGCCUGGGCGCAGCUGUCGGAGGUGCGGGCAGCCCCUGCCUGCUCCCUGCCUCCUCCCUGCCUGUUCCCUUGCUGCUGCACGCCGCUUCUCGGGCUCCGGAACCCUCACACAGCUUCUGGCAGCGCCAGGGAAGAGAUUAUGCUUCAGGUCUUCGGGGUGAUCCAAUGGGAAUUGUAUUGAUCUGGUGUUUAGCUGUGAUCCUUAUCAGAUGGAUUACUUCUAAGAGGCGUGGAGCAAUUUCCUAUGACAGCUCUGACCAGACUGCGUUGUACAUUCGUAUGCUAGGCUCUUGUGUAAUAUUCAAACAGCUGAGCACAAGAGAUGUGCGAGUAAGAAGUCGGGCAGGAUUUGAAACAGAGAGAAGAGGUUCUCAUCCAUACAUUGAUUUCCGUAUUUUUCACUCAAAUUCUGAAAUCGAGGUGUCUGUGUCUGCAAGAAAUGUGAGAAGGUUGCUUAGUUUUCAGCGAUACCUGAGAUCUUCCCGUUUUUUCCGAGGUAUCACUGCUCCAAAUUCUUCGAACAUUUUAGAUGAUGAUUAUAAUGGACAAGCUAAGUGUAUGCUGGAGAAGGUUGGAAAUUGGAAUUUUGAUAUUUUUCUUUUUGAUAGACUGACAAAUGGAAACAGUCUAGUCAGCUUAACCUUUCAUCUGUUUAAUCUUCAUGGACUAAUUGAACACUUCCAGUUAGAUACGAUGAAACUCCGUAGAUUUUUGGUUAUGGUUCAGGAAGAUUAUCACAGUCAAAACCCUUAUCAUAAUGCAGUUCAUGCUGCUGAUGUGACUCAGGCCAUGCACUGUUACUUAAAAGAGCCCAAGCUUUCCAAAUCUUUAACUCCAUGGGAUGUUCUGCUCAGCUUAAUAGCAGCUGCCACACAUGAUUUGGAUCACCCAGGUGUUAACCAACCUUUCCUAAUUAAAACAAACCAUUACUUAGCAACUUUAUAUAAGAAUACCUCAGUAUUAGAGAACCAUCACUGGAGAUCAGCGGUGGGGUUGCUGAGAGAGUCUGGUUUAUUUGCACAUAUGUCAUUAGAAAACAGGCAGCUGAUGGAAAGCCAGAUAGGUGACCUCAUUCUUGCCACAGACAUCAGUCAACAAAAUGAAUAUCUCUCCAUGUUUCGAUCCCAUUUGGAUAGAGGAGACCUAUGUUUAGAGAAUGCAAACCAUCGUCACUUCAUUUUACAGAUGGCUUUGAAAUGUGCUGAUAUUUGUAAUCCAUGUCGGACGUGGGAGCUGAGUAAGCAGUGGAGUGAAAAAGUAACGGAGGAGUUCUUCCACCAAGGAGAUAUUGAAAAAAAAUAUCACUUGGGUGUGAGUCCACUUUGUGACCGACAGACAGAAACUAUUGCCAACAUCCAGAUUGGUUUUAUGACCUACUUAGUGGAACCACUGUUUGGGGAGUGGGCCCGUUUUUCCAACACGCGGCUGUCGCAGACGAUGCUUGGCCACCUGGGACUGAACAAGGCCAGCUGGAAGGGGGUGCAGAGGGAACAGUGCGGCAGCGGUGACGACGCCGACCCCGCUUUUGAGGAAAUGGACUCAGACAUAUUACCUCAGGAACCUCGAUUGUCCUGACCUCAGUCUUCACGACAAAACUGCCUCUUCUCUUGGUAUCUGCACAGUUUGAUUAAAAGAGAUAACUUGCCUGCCCAAGGUUUUGGUAAAAUGGUAAAACGAUGCCAGCAUUAUUUAUUUCCAAGUUUUCCUUUGACACAGACCAUUUGAUCCAGAAUUUUUUUAAACUGCGAGAUCUGACCACAGAGCAAUAUGCCUACGCCUCAGUUGGUUUUUGUUCGGAACCUUGAAUAUGCAAAGCACAGCAGUGACUGAGCCUUGGAGGAACAGCACGGAGCUUCCUUGUGCCACACGGCUUUGGUUUGUUGGCAAAAUUCGGAAUACGGUCUUCAAAUCUGAGACUUGAGAUGGAUUGUUCCACUUCCUUGGAAUUUAGCAAGACUUGGGUAAACGUGUCCAACGCAUACCUUCCACUCAGCCCCUGUUUUAAUACGGAAAUGUGAAGUGCCCAUCCUCUGCUGCCUCUGGCAAGACUUGAUGUUUACAAAUGGACUCUGAAACUAUUGGUUCUAGACUUAAAACCUUUGCGCAUGGCUGUGAAGGAACCACUAACUCGUUGGUUGUUUUUUGUUUAUUUUUCUUUUUUAAAAGAAAAAGAUCAAAUCCGAGACUGCAGCUCUUGUUUCUUUGGAUGCCAGAAAAGCCUCCCAUUUGCCAUAAUUUUGUUUGUGCACUGGGAACUGAGCAUUCAUCAUAGAGCACAGCCAAGCUUUACUCCAGUGCUGUAUGGGAAUGCAAUUUUUUAACGGCAGAAAACACUUCUGAAUUUGGGGAGGGGGGGGGGGUGGGGGUGGGGGGAAGCGUCCGAACUGCAUUGCGAUCCUGCAGUGGAAACAUCGCAUGUUGUUUUCACUAUUGUACACUUGAACUGCACAUGCAAGAAAAAGGUGGAAUGUCUAAAACACCAUAAAUCAGCUCAGGGUAUUUGCCAAUCUGAAAUAAAGUGGGAUGGGAAGCGUGUCCUUCAGAACAAGGGUACAAAUGCCCCUUUCGCUGCAGCGUGUGUGUAUGUGUGGGUGCGUGAGUAUGUUUGGGACGGGGAGGGUGGGAGGGUAUCGGGAAGGGUUUGAACGGCAACAUUUUUCUGUUCGUUUUUUGUUGUGUUUUUGUUUUGGUUUGUUUUUCUUUUAAUUUAUUCUUUAGAAUGUGACAAUGUCAUGAACAGCCACAUUGGGGAGGAAACUGUAACAAAUUGCUACAGAUGCCUUAAACUAUGCACAAAGCUAAGUGACCAAAUUUGUUUUUGAUUUGAAAAAUAAUAAUGAAAAAGAAAAAGUGCAUUGUUUACGUAUUCCUCCCUCUACUGAAACAUUACCCACUAAUGGGGUUUUGAUGGGAAAAGGAGAAAAUGUUUUUUAGGACAAAAUUAAAGGACUAAUUUUAAACUUAAAACAUUCCAUUUUUGUAAUUUGUUUUACAUUGUUUUAAGUACAGUAAGCACAACUGUAAUCUAGUUUGAGAAACUGGUGCUUUCUUUUAGUUUAUUUGUAUUUCCCUGUUGUUAUUGUAAAAGACUGUUUAUUAAUUCUGUUUACAGUUUGUUGCAACAGCCAUUUUUGGGAGAGAGCUUCAGCGUAAAGCCAUUUGUAAAGGCUUUGCCAUAUUCAUUUUAAUAUGUGCCUGUUGCUGUUAACUUUUAAUUAAUAAAAAAGAAGUCUUUUCACAUUAUGCUCCUGUACAUUUAAGUUACGACCGAUUUCAGCGUUAUGGAAAGGUAGCUAAGGUUGCAGUCGGCUUCCACUGUCAGACUAAGCCAGCUUUUGGAUUUGAAAAAUACUUAGUCCUCAUAUGCCAAACUUGAUGGCCUCUUGGAGCCUGGCCUUUUACUGUUUGAAAAGCAAAUCCUGACUUGCCUGAUUGUUUCCCUUCUAAAAUUGAGUUGUUUACUAUUCGUUCAUGUUCCCUGAAGUAGUACCAUUAAUCUCAAAGUGGCCAUGUUUAAAGAAAUAAAUUUGUAAUGAAACCA